GAGGGGAAGCUUGAAGAACUGGUUUUAUGACUCAUGCUCUUCCUCUAACCGCUCCUAUUUCACUUUAAUGGUGUCACAGAUCUUUUUCCCUGUCUAGUUUCUUCAGUGUGAAAAUAACUGACGGACCAUCAGGGUUCCUUCAAACUCAGCAGUUGUGUUGAUUUUCCUUCAUUCCUGAGGAAAUCCUCAUGUCCUUCUCACCUGGUCGAACUCACUGCAGGCUUCCAGGUGGAAAACUUAUUGACAAGAAUGGAAAAGAACCCAAACCUGGAGACAUGAUUGAGAUCUUCCGUGAUCUCUAUCAGCACUGGGCUGUUUAUGUUGGCAACGGCUACGUUGUUCAUUUCUCAAUAGAGGGGGGACAGUCUGGCUCCGGCACAGCGGCAGGUAAGAAAGGCAGUGUGAGAAAAGGCCUCCUGAAGGAUGCUGGGAAAUGGAAAGUCAACAACUACCUUGAUGAGGAAUACGAGCCCCGUCCCAGUGAUGAAAUAGUGAAGAAGGCCUGUUCACUAGUGGGUUCUAAUCUGACCUACAGCCUCGGCAGCUACAACUGUGAACACUUUGCUACUGAGCAGCGCUACGGCAGACCAGAGUCCAGACAGGCAGAAAACCUGAAAGCAGGAAUAGAACAGCUGAGUAACUCCAGUCACCAUUGGAGCUUCAAUCACCGGAGGAUCAGGGAAUAGAAAGACCACAAAUUCCUGCAGAAAGGGCGAGGAGGAGUUGAGGUGAUAACCCCUGAUUCCUUCAGCCAGAAGGAAGAACUGUGCAACUGCAUCCAUCUGCUCAGAUAGACGUGGAUGAAGGUGAACGUUGAAGUUAAAAGUCAACAGGUCAUCCUGACCUUCGGCUCUUUGCAAACUGAUGAUCAGAUCCUUCACAUUCCUACCAUGAAUUCAUUGUAUUUCUACCUGUUUACAGCAUCUAUUUAUUUGUAUCCUCUAGUGUUAAUAAAAUAAAAUAAUGUGCAGUUUGUAUUUAA
Molecule: messenger RNA, 982 nt
Organism: Cyprinodon tularosa
Lineage: Eukaryota; Metazoa; Chordata; Actinopteri; Cyprinodontiformes; Cyprinodontidae
Product: phospholipase A and acyltransferase 3-like
Exons: 7
Coding region: 189-686 (165 amino acids)
Biological process (GO): N-acylphosphatidylethanolamine metabolic process
Cellular component (GO): cytoplasm
Molecular function (GO): glycerophospholipid phospholipase A1 activity; A2-type glycerophospholipase activity
Source: RefSeq, a predicted model, not a curated record